Parnassius apollo (apollo) is the source of this 381-nucleotide messenger RNA. The record is from the annotation of a GenBank genome assembly. Lineage: Eukaryota; Metazoa; Arthropoda; Insecta; Lepidoptera; Papilionidae.
AUGAGGUAUACAAUUUUGGUAAUCGCUGUCAUAUCGACGCUGAUGGUGUUAGGAGCGUGCCAGUCAGACGACGAGAUGGCAGCCAUGCUCCAGGCUAUAACCUCUAACGAACCACAACAGAAAACUACCACCGACGAAGAACUCAACCUAGAUCCAGUUCUUGAUCAAACUGACACCGUUUCUGGUCGAGGUUCGAGGUCAGAGAUCACGCGGCCUAAAGGAACAAAUACCGAUUGCAUAAAUCAGGAGGGGCAGCGCGGCGUCUGUGUUUACUACUACCUUUGUGAUCAGGAGUCCAAGACUAUAAUAGAAGACGGGCGCACGCUUAUAGAUGUCAGAUCUGGGGAAGAUUGUCAGAAAUUCCUCGAGAAAAUGAAGUAG